Salvelinus fontinalis (brook trout) is the source of this 11761-nucleotide messenger RNA. RefSeq names its product collagen alpha-1(XXVI) chain-like. NCBI's taxonomy places the organism in Eukaryota, Metazoa, Chordata, Actinopteri, Salmoniformes, Salmonidae. The transcript has 14 exons. The record is from RefSeq and is a predicted model, not a curated record. Bases 384 to 1703 code for a protein of 439 amino acids. Gene Ontology annotation, molecular function: protein binding.
UGGUCACUUGUGGUUUUCUACCUCACCAGACUUCACGCUUUUUACGCGCACCAGCUACAGUAGAUAUCUGACUCCUUCAUCCUCGCAGGGGGGUCCAACGUCAGAGUAGUGCUUAAAACGCAGAUUAUUCCUUGGGCAUGGGGUUUCAGUGUAAUGCAUUUUGACUUGAGUUAUUGGUUUUAUCCAGCGCUCUGUCUUGUAUUCUGCACCAUGGCGAACUCUUAAACGCUGUACCGUUGGCUACUACGGUGUAUUUAUUCUGCCUGCCCCAAAUCUGACAAAGAUCUAACUCUUCGAAGGGUUUCAAACUCACUUCUUUUUUUUUAUCAACGAAAGCCGACAGCAACUAGCGCUUUCUAACUCUGUGGAGACGCCAUUUGGCAAUGACAUCGCUCCCGUGCGCUCUGUGCAUAAUAUGGAUAUGUUUGGUCUGUCAUUCGACGGGAACGGGAUUUAUUUACCAGUUUCCCGGAGUGACUGGUCAAAGCGUCAACUCGGAGCAGAGCGCGACCACAGGUUCACCAGGCAGCGGAUCGAACAUUCACCUCAGGAACUGGUGCCAGUACACUGUGUUGAGGACAGUGAAGUGCCAGGUGCACAAUGGGACAGAGACCACGGUACAGAGAGUGUUCCAAGGCUGCCGUUGGCCAGGACCCUGCUCCAAACUCAUCAGCUACAGGACCGUGGUCAGGCCGUCUUACAAGGUGGCCUAUCGGCAGGUCACAGCUCGGGAGUGGAGGUGUUGUCCUGGGUUUGUAGGAGAGGAAUGUCGAGAAGAGUGUAUGAACUGCACUGGCUUCACUGACAUAAACAACAGACUGAACUUCAUCGAGUCCAAGAUUAAACUGCUAGAGGGAGCAGGUUCACCAUCACCGUCCUUCAACAACUCAACAGAGGGCUCCAGCGACAACGUGAUGUACACCCCCAACCCCACCCCCAACAGGCCCUCCAUCUUACCUACAGCCAGAGGAAGAGGACCACCAGGGCCAAUCGGAUCACCAGGAAUUCCAGGCCCAGCUGGCGAGGCAGGGGUUCCAGGACCGACCGGCCCCACAGGGCCAACGGGAGAGAGAGGAAGACCAGGAGAGAUCGGUCUUCCAGGCCUCCCAGGACCUCCAGGGCCACCCUCCUCCUCUACCUGGCCGAGAGGUGACAUGUUUGGGUUCGACGAGCAGGAGGAGGCCCCUCUUACUCCCACUCUUCCUGAGUUGGUAGCUGGCCCUCCCGGUCCAUCUGGUCCCCUUGGACCUCCAGGUCCCCCUGGACCAAUCGGACCAGCAGGAGUUCCAGGUCUCUCAGGGCGAGACGCAGAGGGAGGCGUCCAAGGCAAUGCUGGCAAUCCCGGUCCUAAAGGAGACGCAGGGGAGAGGGGCCCUUCGGGAUUACCAGGGAAGCACGGCCAGCCUGGGCAGUCUGGGCAGAAGGGGGAGCCAGGAGAGGGUUUGCCUGAGGGGGGCGCUGAAGGAGUGCAGCAGCUGAGGGAAGCUCUCAAGAUCCUGGCAGAGAGAGUUUUGAUUCUGGAACACAUGAUUGGAAUCCACGAGAGUCAAGUAGAGUCAGGCUCUGGACUGGAAGGCCUACCAGACUCCUUUUCCUUCCCCGCCAUCAAGACCAGACUGGCCGAGUCCACCAUCAACACCAGACGACUCCAGCCUCUCCAACUCUCCUCCCGUCCAUCCUCAAGGAAACAAUCUGGUGGCUAGACAGAGACCAUGUCUGUUUUAAGACACCAAUGAGUGUUUAGUGUUUAGUGUUUAGUGUUUUGUGUGUGUGUGUGUGUGUGUGUGUGUGUGUGUGUGUGUGUGUGUGUGUGUGUGUGUGUGUGUGUGUGUGUGUGUGUGUGUGUGUGUGUGUGUGUGUGUGUGUGUGUGUGUGUGUGUGUGUGUGUGUGUGUGUGUGUGUGUGUGUGUGUGUGUGUGUGAUAGUAAUGCAUAUGGAAAGAUGGAGUAUCAACACACCUGCAGAAAAUAUUCAUUUACAUAAUGCAUGACUGGAUAUAAUUCCAGAAAUAUAUUCAUGUGUAUUCUCUCUUCUGUGUAGUAUUUGUACACAAUUUAAUUAACAUGCUGUUCUGAGAGCUGAAGCCAGACCACGUUCUGUUCUGAGAGCUGAAACCAGACCAUGUUCUGUUCUGAGAGCUGAAACCAGACCAUGUUCUGUUCUGAGAGCUGAAGCCAGACCACGUUCUGUUCUGAGAGCUGAAACCAGACCAUGUUCUGUUCUGAGAGCUGAAACCAGACCAUGUUCUGUUCUGAGAGCUGAAACCAGACCAUGUUCUGUUCUGAGAGCUGAAGCCAGACCAUGUUCUGUUCUGAGAGCUGAAACCAGACCAUGUUCUGUUCUGAGAGCUGAAACCAGACCACGUUCUGUUCUGAGAGCUGAAACCAGACCAUGUUCUGUUCUGAGAGCUGAAACCAGACCAUGUUCUGUUCUGAGAGCUGAAACCAGACCAUGUUCUGUUCUGAGAGCUGAAACCAGACCAUGUUCUGUUCUGAGAGCUGAAACCAGACCAUGUUCUGUUCUGAGAGCUGAAGCCAGACCAUGUUCUGUUCUGUUCUGAGAGCUGAAACCAGACCAUGUUCUGUUCUGAGAGCUGAAACCAGACCAUGUUCUGUUCUGAGAGCUGAAACCAGACCAUGUUCUGUUCUGAGAGCUGAAACCAGACCAUGUUCUGUUCUGUUCUGAGAGCUGAAACCAGACCACGUUCUGUUCUGAGAGCUGAAACCAGACCAUGUUCUGUUCUGAGAGCUGAAACCAGACCAUGUUCUGUUCUGAGAGCUGAAACCAGACCAUGUUCUGUUCUGAGAGCUGAAACCAGACCACGUUCUGUUCUGAAAGCUGAAACCAGACCAUAUUCUGUUCUGAGAGCUGAAGCCAGACCACGUUCUGUUCUGAGAGCUGAAACCAGACCAUGUUCUGUUCUGAGAGCUGAAGCCAGACCAUGUUCUGUUCUGAGAGCUGAAACCAGACCACGUUCUGUUCUGAGAGCUGAAACCAGACCAUGUUCUGAUCUGAGAGCUGAAACCAGACCAUGUUCUGUUCUGAGAGCUGAAACCAGACCAUGUUCUGUUCUGAGAGCUGAAACCAGACCAUGUUCUGAUCUGAGAGCUGAAACCAGACCAUGUUCUGUUCUGAGGAUUUUGGACAACCUUCCUGCUUACGAUAUUAAAAAUAAGUGGAAUGAAAUUAAUAACAUCUGGUAUAUAAAACGAAAAUAAGUUUUAAAAAAAUAAAAAAAAAUGUAUUUUGGCUCGGCUGAAACCACCUGGCUCAAACUCUGAGGUUCUGUUUGAUGUCCUGCUGCUGUGUCUGGGUUCUGAUCUGUUCUGGCUGGGUUCUGAUCUGUCCUGGCUGGGUUCUGAUCUGUUCUGUUCUGUCUCUCUUGGCAUGUUGUGUUUCUGUUAUUGGCUAGAAAUAAGUGUGUCUCUGUUAUUGGUCGUUCAUCCUAUAUGGUCUCAUUUAAGAGUGUAUUUUCAAGUUCUUAUAUAGCACAGUGUAUGGUGACGUACUCCUUUUACUACGUACGUUUUCAGUGUAAUACCUAAUAUGUAUAAUGUAUCGAAUACCACGGAUGUUGCAGCGCCCUGCAGCUGCAACCUUUCAGUGUGAUUUAGUAGAUUGAAAAGGGAACAUGUCCUCUUGCUGUUACGGUGUUUCUUCACGUUUCUAUGUGAGGGCUCUGUGAGGGCUCUGUGAGGGCUCUGUGAGGGCUCUGUGAGGGCUCUGUGGGGGCUCUGUGAGGGCUCUGUGAGGGCUCUGUGGGGGCUCUGUGAGGGCUCUGUGGGGGCUCUGUGAGGGCUCUGUGAGGGCUCUGUGAGGGCUCUGUGAGGGCUCUGUGGGGGCUCUGUGGGGGCUCUGUGAGGGCUCUGUGAGGGCUCUGUGAGGGCUCUGUGAGGGCUAUGUGAGGGCUCUGUGAGGGCUAUGUGAGGGCUCUGUGAGGGCUCUGUGAGGGCUAUGUGAGGGCUCUGUGAGGACUCUGUGAGGGCUAUGUGAGGGCUCUGUGAGGGCUCUGUGAGGGCUCUGUGGGGGCUCUGUGGGGGCUCUGUGAGGGCUCUGUGAGGGCUCUGUGAGGGCUCUGUGAGGGCUCUGUGAGGUCUCUGUGAGGGCUCUGUGAGGGCUAGGUGAGGACUCUGUGAGGGCUCUGUGAGGGCUCUGUGAGGGCUCUGUGAGGGCUAUGUGAGGAAUAUGGUUGUGGUUGUACUGUCUGUAAGCUAUUGCACUCAGUGGAUGUGUACUGUAUCUAUCGCUUAAUUAAACCCGUUCACACAGUUCACACAUAUGGAGCAAGUUACUGUCUGGUAUACAGUUCUAAUGUCCAGUGUUAUUGGUGUUUUACACACACACACACACACACACACACCACACACCACACACCACACACCACACACCACACACACACACACACACACAUACACACACACAUACACAUACACAUACACAUACACAUACACAUACACAUACACAUACAAACACACACACACACACAUACACAUACAAACACACACACACACACAUACACAUACACACACACAUACACAUACACAUACACAUACACAUACACAUACACAUACAAACACACACACACAAACCACACACAUACACACACACACUCACACUGUGGUCCACCUAGUGUUGGUUUGGCUAUUUGAUCAUUUCACAGCAUUCAACAUUGUGUUAAUUCAGUCAGUGAAAAUGAGCAAAUGCUACAGCAAUGCAUUUACAAUGCAUAACAUUACUUUACAUAUUGUGUUGUAAUAAUCAAUGUCUUAUCAUCAUAAAAUCAAUUUUGACAGCUUGGCCAUUCACACACAUCACUAUUGGUAACUUUGCUGGACAUUGCAGACCCCUUACAUUUUGGACAUUGGUUCUAAACACAUUAGUCACUACCUGUUGUUAUAACCCCCUAGUCACUACCUGUUGUUAUAAACCCCUAGUCACUACCUGUUGUUAUAACCCCUGAGUCACUACCUGUUGUUAUAACCCCUGAGUCACUACCUGUUGUUAUAACCACUGAGUCACUACCUGUUGUUAUAACCCCUAAGUCACUACCUGUUGUUAUAACCCCUGAGUCACUACCUGUUGUUAUAACCCUUUAAUCACUACCUGUUGUUAUAACCCCUUAAUCACAACCUGUUGUUAUAACCCCUGAGUCACUACCUGUUGUUAUAACCACUGAGUCACUACCUGUUGUUAUAACCCCUGAGUCACUACCUGUUGUUAUAACCCUUUAAUCACAACAUGUUGUUAUAACCCCCUAGUCACUACCUGUUGUAAUAAACCCCUAGUCACUACCUGUUGUUAUAACACCUUAGUCAUUACCUGUUGUUUUAACCCCCUAGUCACUACCUGUUGUUAUAACCCCCUAGUCACUACCUGUUGUUAUAAACCCCUAGUCACUACCUGUUGUUAUAACCCCUAGUCAUUACCUGUUGUUAUGAACCCCUAGUCACUGUUGUUAUAAACCCCUAGCCACUACCUGUUGUUAUAAACCCCUAGUCACUACCUGUUGUUAUAAACCCCUAGUCACAGUUGUUAUAACCCCUUAGUCACUACCUGUUGUUAUAAACCCCUAGUCACAGUUGUUAUAACCCCUUAGUCACUACCUGUUGUUAUAAACCCCUAGUCACUGUUGUUAUAAACCCCUAGCCACUACCUGUUGUUAUAAACCCCUAGUCACUGCCUGUUGUUAUAAACCCCAAGUCACUACCUGUUGUUAUAAACCCCUCGUCACUGUUGUUAUAACCCCUUAGUCACUACCUGUUGUUAUAAACCUAUUGUCACUACCUGUUGUUAUAACCCCUAGUCACUACCUAUUGUUAUAAACCCCUAGUCACUACCUGUUGUUAUAAACCACUAGUCACUACCUGUUGUUAUGAACCCCUAGUCACUACCUGUUGUUAUAACCCCUUAGUCUCUACCUGGUGUUAUAACCCCUUAGUCACUACCUGUUGUUAUAGCCCCUUAGUCACUACCUGUUGUUAUAACCCCUUAGUCACUACCUGGUGUUAUAACCCCUUAGUCAUUACCUGUUGUUAUUACCCCUUAGUCACUACCUGCUGUUAUAACCCCUUAGUCACUACCUGUUGUUAUAACCCCUUAGUCACUACCUGUUGUUAUAAACCCCUAGUCACUACCUGUUGUUAUAAACCCCUAGUCACUACCUGUUGUUAUAAACCCCUAGUCACUACCUGUUGUUAUAACCCCUAGUCACCACCUGUUGUUAUAAACCACUAGUCACUACCUGUUGUUAUAAACCCCUAGUCACAGUUGUUAUAAACCACUAGUCACAGUUGUUAUAAACCACUAGUCACAGUUGUUAUAAACCCCUAGUCACUACCUGUUGUUAUAAACCCCUUAGUCACUGUUGUUAUAACCCCUGAGUCACUACCUGUUGUUAUAAACCCAUUGUCACUACCUGUUGUUAUAACCCCUAGUCACUACCUGUUGUUAUAAACCCCUAGUCACUACCUGUUGUUCUAAACCCCUUAGUCAUUACCUGUUCUUAUAACCCCUUAGUCACUACCUGUUGUUAUAACCCCCUAGUCACUACCUGUUCUUAUAACCCCUUAGUCACUACCUGUUGUUAUAAACCCCUAGUCACUACCUGUUGUUAUAACCCCUUAGUCACUACCUGUUGUUAUAACCCCUAGUCACAGUUGUUAUAACCCCCUAGCCACUACCUGUUGUUAUAAUCCCUAGUCACAGUUGUUAUAACCCCUUAGUCAUUACCUGUUGUUAUGAACCCCUAGUCACUACCUGUUGUUAUGAACCCCUAGUCACUACCUGUUGUUAUAAACCACUAGUCAUUACCUGUUGUUAUAACCCCCUAGUCACUACCAGUUGUUAUAAACCCCUAGCCACUACCUGUUGUUAUAAACCCCUAGUCACUACCUGUUGUUAUGAACCCCUAGUCACUACCUGUUGUUAUAAACCCCUAGUCACUACCUGUUGUUAUAACCCCUAGUCACUACCUGUUGUUAUAAACCCCCUAGUCACUACCUGUUGUUAUAAACCCCUAGUCACUACCUGUUGUUAUAAACCCCUAGUCACUACCUGUUGUUAUAAACCCCUAGUCACUACCUGUUGUUAUAACCCCUAGUCACUACCUGUUGUUAUAAACCCCUAGUCACUACCUGUUGUUAUAAACCCCUAGUCACUACCUGUUGUUAUAAACCCCUAGUCACUACCUGUUGUUAUAACCCCUAGUCACCACCUGUUGUUAUAAACCACUAGUCACUACCUGUUGUUAUAAACCCCUAGUCACAGUUGUUAUAAACCACUAGUCACAGUUGUUAUAAACCACUAGUCACAGUUGUUAUAAACCCCUAGUCACUACCUGUUGUUAUAAACCCCUUAUUCACUGUUGUUAUAACCCCUGAGUCACUACCUGUUGUUAUAAACCCACUGUCACUACCUGUUGUUAUAACCCCUAGUCACUACCUGUUGUUAUAAACCCCUAGUCACUACCUGUUGUUCUAAACCCCUUAGUCAUUACCUGUUCUUAUAACCCCUUAGUCACUACCUGUUGUUAUAACCCCCUAGUCACUACCUGUUCUUAUAACCCCUUAGUCACUACCUGUUGUUAUAAACCCCUAGUCACUACCUGUUGUUAUAACCCCUUAGUCACUACCUGUUGUUAUAACCCCUAGUCACAGUUGUUAUAACCCCCUAGCCACUACCUGUUGUUAUAAUCCCUAGUCACAGUUGUUAUAACCCCUUAGUCAUUACCUGUUGUUAUGAACCCCUAGUCACUACCUGUUGUUAUGAACCCCUAGUCACUACCUGUUGUUAUAAACCACUAGUCAUUACCUGUUGUUAUAACCCCCUAGUCACUACCAGUUGUUAUAAACCCCUAGUCACUACCUGUUGUUAUGAACCCCUAGUCACUACCUGUUGUUAUGAACCCCUAGUCACUACCUGUUGUUAUAAACCCCUAGUCACUACCUGUUGUUAUAACCCCUAGUCACUACCUGUUGUUAUAAACCCCCUAGUCACUACCUGUUGUUAUAAACCCCUAGUCACUACCUGUUGUUAUAAACCCCUAGUCACUACCUGUUGUUAUAAACCCCUAGUCACUACCUGUUGUUAUAACCCCUAGUCACUACCUGUUGUUAUAAACCCCUAGUCACUACCUGUUGUUAUAAACCCCUAGUCACUACCUGUUGUUAUAAACCCCUAGUCACUACCUGUUGUUAUAAACCCCUAGUCACUACCUGUUGUUAUAAACCACUAGUCAUUACCUGUUGUUAUAACCCCUAGUCACUACCUGUUGUUAUAACCCCCUAGCCACUACCUGUUGUUAUAAACCCCUAGCCACUACCUGUUGUUAUAAACCCCUAGCCACUACCUGUUGUUAUAAACCGCUAGUCACUACCUGUUGUUAUAAACCACUAGUCACUACCUGUUGUUAUAAACCACUAGUCACUACCUGUUGUUAUAAACCCCUAGUCACUACCUGUUGUUUUAACCCCCUAGUCACUACCUGUUGUUAUAAACCCCUAGUCAUUUCCUGUUGUUAUAACCCCUUAAUCACUACCUGUUGUUAUAAACCCCUAGUCACUACCUCAUAUAAACCCCUAGUCACAACCUGUUGUUAUCAACCCCUAGUCACAGUUGUUAUAAACCCCUAGUCACUACCUGUUGUUAUAAACCCCUUAGUCACUACCUGUUGUUAUAAACCCCUAGUUACUACCUGUUGUUAUAAACCCCUAGUCACUACCUGUUGUUAUAAACCACUACUCACUACCUGUUGUUAUAAACCCCUAGUCACUACCUGUUGUUAUAAACCCCUAGUCACUACCUGUUGUUAUAAACCCCUAGUCACUACCUGUUGUUAUAAACCCUAGUCACAGUUGUUAUAACCCCCUAGCCACUACCUGUUGUUAUAAACCCCUAGCCACUACCUGUUGUUAUAAACCCUAGUCACAGUUGUUAUAACCCCCUAGCCACUACCUGUUGUUAUAAACCCCUAGUCACUACCUGUUGUUAUAACCCCCUAGCCACUACCUGUUGUUAUAACCCCCUAAUCACUACCUGUUGUUAUAAACCCCUAGUCACUACCUGUUGUUAUAAACCCCUAGUCACUACCUGUUGUUAUAAACCCCUAGUCACUACCUGUUGUUAUAAACCCCUAGUCACUACCUGUUGUUAUAAACCCCUAGUCACUACCUGUUGUUAUAAACCCCUAGUCACUACCUGUUGUUAUAAACCCCUAGUCACUACCUGUUGUUAUAAACCCCUAGUCACUACCUGUUGUUAUAAACCCCCAGUCACUACCUGUUGUUAUAAACCCCUAGUUACUACCUGUUGUUAUAAACCCCUAGUCACUACCUGUUGUUAUAAACCCCUAGUCACUACCUGUUGUUAUAAACCCCUAGUCACUACCUGUUGUUAUAAACCACUAGUCAUUACCUGUUGUUAUAACCCCUAGUCACUACCUGUUGUUAUAACCCCCUAGCCACUACCUGUUGUUAUAAACCCCUAGCCACUACCUGUUGUUAUAAACCCCUAGUCACUACCUGUUGUUAUAAACCGCUAGUCACUACCUGUUGUUAUAAACCACUAGUCACUACCUGUUGUUAUAAACCACUAGUCACUACCUGUUGUUAUAAACCCCUAGUCACUACCUGUUGUUUUAACCCCCUAGUCACUACCUGUUGUUAUAAACCCCUAGUCAUUACCUGUUGUUAUAACCCCUUAAUCACUACCUGUUGUUAUAAACCCCUAGUCAUUACCUGUUGUUAUAAACCCCUAGUCACAGUUGUUAUAAACCCCUAGUCACUACCUGUUGUUAUAAACCCCUUAGUCACUACCUGUUGUUAUAAACCCCUAGUCACUACCUGUUGUUAUAAACCCCUAGUCACUACCUGUUGUUAUAAACCACUAGUCACUACCUGUUGUUAUAAACCCCUAGUCACUACCUGUUGUUAUAAACCCCUAGUCACUACCUGUUGUUAUAAACCCCUAGUCACUACCUGUUGUUAUAAACCCUAGUCACAGUUGUUAUAACCCCCUAGCCACUACCUGUUGUUAUAAACCCCUAGCCACUACCUGUUGUUAUAAACCCUAGUCACAGUUGUUAUAACCCCCUAGCCACUACCUGUUGUUAUAAACCCCUAGUCACUACCUGUUGUUAUAACCCCCUAGCCACUACCUGUUGUUAUAACCCCUAGUCACAGUUGUUAUAACCCCCUAGCCACUACCUGUUGUUAUAACCCCUAGUCACAGUUGUUAUAACCCCCUAGUCACUACCUGUUGUUAUAACCCCCUAGCCACUACCUGUUGUUAUAAACCCCUCGUCACUGUUGUUAUAAUCCCCUUAGUCACUACCUGUUGUUAUAAACCCAUUGUCACUACCUGUUGUUAUAACCCCUAGUCACAUUUGUUAUAAACCCCUCGUCACUGUUGUUAUAACCCCCUAGUCACUGCCUGUUGUUACAAACCCCUAGUCACAACCUGUUAUAAACUCCUAGUCACUACCUCUGUUGUAGUAGUACAGUAGUAUAGGAAAUCCCAGACCUAGUGUGUGUCGGAACUUUGUCAAUGUAGGAGGCAACCCGUCUGCCUCGGCUGACAAGUAGUGUAGUUAUCUGGUUAUAGGCUAUUUACAAAAUCCCUUCCCUCCUCCGUUCAACUUCUUGCUCCUCUCCCUGGCAGCGCCCCCCUAUAGAGAAAGAUAGAGGACUCAUCAAUGGAAAUGUCCAUGUUAAAAAAGGUAUUAUCCAUCUUGUCCUCUAUCUCUAUGUGCGCCCUCUUACUCACUCUCCUUGUCCUCUCCGUGGGUGAUGAUGAAACACAGGUUCUUGUAGGCAAGGUUAUCGGCCACAUCCAGGUGAACGUUUUGGAGCAUCUGGUUGACCUGCAAAGAGGAGUACAGCUCUGCUCUGUUAUCCCCAAUACUACCUUUAGGGGGAGCUGUCUUCUAGGGAGUUUUUCCUAGCCACUGUGCUUCUGCCUCUGCAUUGCUGGCUCUUUUGGGUUUUAGGCUGGGUUGCUGAUGUAAAAAGGGCUUCAUGAAAUACAUUUGAUUUGAAUUUGAGCUGAAUUUGAGCUGUACAGCUAAACAUUAUAUUAACUGAGCUGUCUGCUGGGUCAUAAACAUUAGGUUAACUGAGCUGUCUGCUGAGUCAUAAACAUUAGGUUAACUGAGCUGUCUGCUGGGGAGUAAACAUUAGGUUAACUGAGCUGUCUGCUGAGUCAUAAACAUUAGGUUAACUGAGCUGUCUGCUGGGUCAUCAACAUUAGGUUAACUGAGCUGUCUGCUGGGUCAUCAACAUUAGGUUAACUGAGCUGUCUGCUGGGUCAUCAACAUUAGGUUAACUGAGCUGUCUGCUGGGUCAUCAAUAUUAGGUUAACUGCACAGACAUACUACUACUUUGAACAAGGCAGUUAACCCACUGUUCCUAGGCCGUCAUUGAAAAUAAGAAUUUGUUCUUAAACUGACUUGCCUAGUUAAAUAAAGGUAAAAUAAAAAAAAAGUAAUAUUUUUUACUACUUUUACUUUUACUCCACUACAUUCCUAAAGGAAAUAUGGUACUUUUUACUUCAUAUGUUUUCCCUGACACCCAAAAAUAUUUAUUACAUUUUGAAUGGUUAGCAGGACAGAAAAAUGGUCUAAUUCACACAAGAGAACAUCCCUGGUAAUCCCUACUGCCUCUGAUCUGGCGGACUCACCAAACACCUGCUUCCUUUGUAAAUUAUGUCUGAGUGUUGGAGCAUUCCCCUGGCUUUCUGUAAAUAAAUAAAAUAAUUCAAAAUAAAA